Molecule: messenger RNA, 334 nt
Organism: Staurois parvus
Lineage: Eukaryota; Metazoa; Chordata; Amphibia; Anura; Ranidae
Source: the annotation of a GenBank genome assembly
GAGCUGAAGAGGUUACAAUUUGCCAAAAGACAUUGACUGGCCUAAAGAGAAUGACGCAAACAUUUUGUGAACUGAUGAAAGUAAGAUUGUUCUUUUUGGGUCUAGUGGCUAGAGACGUUUGUCAGAGACCCACAAACACUGAAAUUAACGGCCACAACGUACUCUGUGAAGACAGUGAUAAGCAUGGUUGCGCAAAGCAUCUUGAUAUGGGGAUGUUUCUCAUACUUACGGUGUUGGGCCUAUUUAUCGCUUUAUACCAGGGAUCAUGGAUACAGUUUGAAAUACAUCAGAAUACUUGAAUGAGGUCAUGCGCCUUACACUGCUAUUAUUUUGA